AAAGUUGAGCUCGGCUCAGUGUGUUUUGAACCGCGACAAAAUCGCGACAAGGCGACGGAAAUUCGAUUUUAGCACAAGCAUAGCUGCAGCAUAGACAUAUUUGUGGUGAAGUGAAGAAAAAAUAUUAUUGAAAUAAAAGAAAAGACCACUUGCGCACAGUCAAACGCGGAAGUGAAACCUCGUUGGAAGCCCGUAUACACAUUGCAAUUGCAUUUUCGCUUUUAUUUUUGCUUGUGCGCUUCAGUUUUGCACGCGGUAUUGGUGGUGAGGCCACAAAAAUUCGCCCUUUGGCGUCGGUUGAAAAAAGUCCAGUGCGGAAUUUCUCAUUAGUUUCGCAAAAAGCGUUCGAGAGCACAGACAAAAGUGCUGCAACACGCGACGUGUUGGACAUCAGAAUACCAGCAGCGCUGCUGAUUGUUUUUCGUCUACUUACCACCAGCUGUGGUCACAAGUGUGAAACGAAAUUAAAAUUUCUUACUGCAAGCGGGCGCUAAGAGCAGCAAAAACAGCGCGUAAAGUAUUUUAAUUUGAAAGUUUCCGAAAAAAAUAAAAAGUAAAUAAGAGAGAAAAAGUACUUUGUUUGCUUAACUGCGCUGCGACAAGAGAUUUUUUGUUACACACAGAGUUGUUACAAAUUUCGUUGCUUUUCAUAGACACCAGCUGCUGCGCGCUAGUGUGAAAAUGUCGUCAACAAGCUGGAAACUGCUAGGCGCUAUGCUAAUUUUGCAUAUUUUGUUAGCGCCUUGCGUCCUCGCGGCUACAAUACCCACUGCGGCCGUGUCGCCAGCGCCAACUGCCGCCAGUGGUGCGCCCAAUGUGAAUGUGGAGACCGAGGUGUUGCGCUUCUCCUACGAACUGGAGCGCUGGCUGGACACUGACAAGCGCCCAUGUCAGGACUUCUAUGGCUAUGUGUGCGGCAAGACGGUGAACACCACGAAGGAACAGUUUGAGGCGCGUUUGCAACGCGAACAGGAGAAGUUCGAUAAAUUUCUGAGCGCCAAUAAUAAUGAGGAGCUGCUCGAUGCGGAGCUCAAGCUGAAGCAAUUCUAUGACUCGUGCAAGAAUGCGCGCUCUGUGAAUGAGCUGAAGGAGUCUUUCAUGUACAAGCAGAGUGGCGGUUGGCCGGCGGUUGAUAGCUCAGCGGCGAUGUUGCGUCGGCGACGCGGCAAGACUUGGAUGGAUGUGGUGGGAGCCUUCCAUGAGGCGGGUAUAAAUUAUUUCUUCACACAACGCGUGGAGAUCAAGUCCAACAAGCGCACGGUCUACCUGCAAGCGGAUGAUUUGUUGCGCUGGACGUUGCGCAAGUUUGAGCAAUUGGUUGGUGAGGUGUUCGCCGAGUAUGGUGUGGAUAUGGAUCGCGGUAGAUUGAUUGCAUUGGAAAUAUUGACUUUUGAAAGGAAUCGACGUGAAAUAUUGAAAGAUGAACAGCAAGAAGAUGAUGCUGAGUAUAAUUAUGUUGAUUUUAAAAGUUCGAACUUAGGCACCUCACUGCAGAUCGAUUGGGAUAAGUAUUUCAAGAACACACUUGGUAAGCCGCUGAAACCGACUGAUACGGUGGUGGUGCAUAAGAAGACCAAACUGAGCAAGCUGUUCCAGUUUCUGCAACAGACUACAUUGACGCGGCUGCUCAACUGGAUUUGGAUUGACUAUUUGAUGGAUAAAGGCGCCGCGCACUGCCAAGAGUUGUCGCAGCAAUAUUUUACGCCCGUACACCAACAUGUCGUGGAACACGCCUUCCUGGAUAAAGUGCAAAUGGCACAGCUGUACUCCAGCAUCGGCCGCGCAUACGAUGAGGUGCUGCCGCCCACCGCCUGGAUUGACGAAAUGUCACAGCAGAAUUCACAUCUCUUCCUCGGCCGCGCCAUGCAUCUCACAUUGAAUGGCGACGAAAGUCUCGACUCAGAUUAUGCCAAACUGCAAAUCAGCAACCGCAACUUCUAUCGCAACCUCGAGAAGGUGCAACGCUUACUCGCGCAGCAGGGCAAAAGUCAGCGUUUGAUUACGCGCGUUGGCAACGCCGCCAUCGCGGACACCACACAGAUAGCGGCGAAUUUCAUGCGCACCUUUGUUAGCGUGAGCUCGCUCUUGCAAGAGCAAAAUCUGACAGCGCCACUAAGUCAACUGCUCGUGGGCGAACGCUUCGCCGAGCACAUGAUCGCUAGCGGCAGCACGACACAGACGGCGGGCGCUUGGCGUAGCAUGGAGUCCGAGCGUGAUUUUGCCACAUUGCGACAGUGUGUACAGCAGCAAUCGGGCGCUGUAUCAGAGUUACCAUAUAAUUUGAAUGAAUUGCUAUUGAAGUUGUUGGCACAACACUUGGCGCUGCAGACGUAUGAGCAAUGGCAGCAGGGCAACGAACGUUUGGUGCGGCGCUUGGAUACUCUUUUGGCCGCGGGACGCUUGCAGCUGUCCAUGGCGAAACUAUAUUACAUUGGCUCGGUGCUGACUGAGUGCGGUUCAUAUGAGAGCGUUGCUCAUAAGCAGCUGCUGAAGGGUUAUUUACGUAAUUCUUUGAAAUUUAGACAGGCUUUCCGCUGCCGCGCAGCUGAUGAGUUGUAUGCGCGCAAUACCUGCAAGGUGCUCUGAGUGGAAUUAGAGGAGAGCAGCUCGUUGUAAUCAUUUUAUAGUAUAGUAAGGUUAUAGCAGUUGAUGAUGCUAAGUAUAUAACAACUUUGAACUAUUGAGGCAUACAUUUAAGUUUGCAAUUAUAUGAAGUGUUAAUAAAUAAAGUCUAAUAAAUACAAAAUUAAAAAUAUAUGAAAUUAAA
Molecule: messenger RNA, 2767 nt
Organism: Zeugodacus cucurbitae (melon fly)
Lineage: Eukaryota; Metazoa; Arthropoda; Insecta; Diptera; Tephritidae
Gene: Nepl11
Exons: 2
Coding region: 682-2586 (634 amino acids)
Biological process (GO): protein processing
Cellular component (GO): plasma membrane
Molecular function (GO): metalloendopeptidase activity
Source: RefSeq, a predicted model, not a curated record